This is a messenger RNA of Rhincodon typus (whale shark), 1833 nucleotides long. Its product is annotated as filamin-A-like. The transcript is spliced from 10 exons. Gene Ontology annotation, biological process: actin cytoskeleton organization. Lineage: Eukaryota; Metazoa; Chordata; Chondrichthyes; Orectolobiformes; Rhincodontidae. The record is from RefSeq and is a predicted model, not a curated record. Gene Ontology annotation, molecular function: actin filament binding. The annotation marks the transcript as partial.
UUUAAAGGACUUCACAAUUUGAUAUCUGACCAAUUAAGGAUUUUUUUAAUAAGAGAAAAGCCAGAGAGAGGAGGCAGAGAGAGAGAAAAGUGCAGAGUGUCAAUUGCGGCAGUCACCGUGGGAGUGCGAGGAGACAGCCCAGUCCGCGGAGUCAAUAAGGGCGAUUGUGUCUCACUGUCUCUAUCAUAAAACACGCUGCACACUCUGAGGAGGAGUGAGGGAGUGAUUGAGGAGGGGAGUGAGGAGGCGGACACAUUGCGCUGUGAAACACCAUGAGCCAGAGUAGCGCUACCAGCGGCGGAGCGGGAGCAGGCGCUGGCUCGGAAUUGGCAGCGAGUGACACAGCGGAGAUGCCAGCUACAGAGAAGGACCUGGCGGAGAAUGCUCCUUGGAAACGGAUCCAACAGAAUACAUUCACCCGCUGGUGUAAUGAGCAUCUGAAAUGUGUGAACAAAAGGAUCGCGAACCUCCAGACCGACCUGAGCGAUGGCCUCAGGCUAAUCGCUCUCCUGGAGGUUCUCAGCCAAAAGAAAAUGUUCCGCAAAUUUAAUCAGCGCCCGAAUUUCCGACAGAUGCAACUGGAGAAUGUGUCUGUGGGGCUCGAGUUCCUGGACAGGGAGAACAUCAAACUGGUGUCGAUCGAUAGUAAGGCGAUUGUAGACGGGAACCUGAAGCUGAUCCUGGGUUUGAUAUGGACCCUCAUUCUGCAUUACUCUAUCUCCAUGCCGAUGUGGGAUGAGGAGGACGAUGAAGCCAAGAAACAGACCCCGAAGCAGAGGCUGCUGGGAUGGAUUCAGAACAAAUUGCCCGAAAUUCCAAUCACCAACUUCAGCAAAGACUGGCAAAGUGGGAAAGCCUUGGGUGCCCUGGUGGACAGCUGUGCCCCUGGGCUGUGCCCGGACUGGGAGACCUGGGAUGGUACAAAGCCAGUGGAAAAUGCCAGGGAAGCCAUGCAACAGGCUGAUGAUUGGCUGGGGAUCCCACAGGUGAUUACUCCAGAGGAAAUUUUGGAUCCGAAUGUGGACGAACACUCAGUCAUGACCUACCUCUCCCAGUUUCCCAAGGCCAAGCUCAAACCUGGAGCCCCACUUCGGCCCAAGCUCAACCCCAAGAAGGCUCGGGCCUACGGACCAGGUAUUGAGCCAACAGGGAAUGUGGUCAUGAGGAAGGCCGAGUUCACCGUGGAAACCAUCAGUGCAGGCCAGGGCGAGGUCAUUGUCUAUGUGGAGGACCCUGCUGGGCACCGUGAGGAGGCUAAAGUAACAGCGAACAAUGACAGAAACCGGACUUACACAGUAUAUUACACUCCCAAAGUGGUGGGACUACACAAGGUGACAGUUCUGUUUGCUGGGCAGCACAUUUCCAAGAGCCCUUUCGAGGUGACCAUUGGCAAGGCACAGGGCGAUCCCAGUAAAGUCACUGCCCAGGGCCCGGGGCUCGAGCCUGUAGGCAAUGCUGCCAACAAGUCAACCUACUUUGACAUUUACACAGCAGGAGCCGGACUGGGGGAGGUCUCUGUCACUGUCACUGACCCCCAGGGGAAUAAGGACACUGUCGAGGUGCAGCUGGAGGAUCGAGGGAACAGCUCGUAUCGCUGUACAUACAGGCCCCUCGUUGAGGGAAUGCAUAUUGUGACUGUGACCUUUGGAGGCGCACAGAUCCCCAAAAGCCCCUUCUCUGUGUCUGUGGCAAAAGCUUGUAACCCCAGUGCCUGUCGGGCAGUUGGACGUGGACUCCAGCCCAAAGGGGUACGUGCCAAAGAAACAGCAGACUUCAAGGUCUACACAAAAGGGGCUGGUACUGGAGACCUGAAGGUUGUAGUGAAAGGACCGA